AUGGCAGAAGGAGAAGUGGUGCUUCCUGCGCUCCUACAAUGGUUCAAUAGCCUCCGUGCACAGAAAGUUCGCUCGCUUUCUGAGUUAUCCAGUGGUGUCGUCCUGUGGGAAGUACUUCACGACAUCGACCCUGAGGCCUUCGCUGACGAGCUGCCGUUGGCUGCUGACGAACAAAACCCUUUGAAAGUACGGAAUGUUAAUCUGACCAAUUUGAAGCAUAUCUACGAGAUCUUGAAGACCUACAUUGUCGAACGAUGCAAACGAAAGCUUCCACUUCCAAGCGGAGAGCCCGAUCUUGAGGCGAUUGCACAGUCUAUAUCCGAGAAAGAUGUCAUUCAGCUCCUGAAACUCGUACUUCUCGCUGCUGUGUUCGGAAGACUUUCACUGGACUACAUUCAGCAAUUAAUUUAUUUCUCUGAAGACGCACAAGCACAGUUUUAUCUGGUCUUGCAUGAAUCGGAAGCAAUUGAGGUCGAAGAGGACUUCGCUCCCUCACCACCAGAUGCAUCAAUGGGUCCAGACGAUGACAGAGCCUCGCCGCUGUCCGAAAACGGUCCAGGCAAGGAACCUGGACUUGUUUAUGAGGAGCGAAUUGCCGAGCUCGUCGCCGCCAACAAAGGUUUAGAGCAUAAGACGGUCGAGCUCGAGGAACAGCUCGAGAAUAUGCAUGAUCUCCACACUAAGCUUCAGAAAAAUUAUGACAACCUUGAGAUUCAACAAAAAGAUACUGCGGAACGGCUGGACGCUCUACGGUCGGGUAAAGGAGAACAAAGCAUCUUAGGCAUUCAACGGACCAAGAUGCAGCAACAGGAAACUAUCAUCGCCACGUUGGAGACCCAGCUCACUUCCCUGCAGGAGGAAAACAACAAUCUAAAAAUUCAGACCGAACUCCUUCAAAGCCAGUCUGCUGGCUUCCAGCAGAUGCAAGAUGAUUUGUACGAACUAAAACUUGACCGUGAACAGUUGCAACGAAAAGCCAAUGCGGCAGAUAAGUAUAAACAGAAACUGCAAAGCCUGCAAAAAGCUGACGAGGAGAAUGAAUCUCUCAAGUAUCGAGUGGGGGAAAUGCAGCGGCAAUUGAAAGAAUGCGACUCGGAACAGUUGAACGUGUCAGACCUUCGGCGGGAGAAUGAUGAAUAUCGACAGCUGGUGUCCAAUAUUGAGCAACAGCUCAUCGAGUCGAAUGAAGCCAAAAAAAGAGCCGAGUUCGAAAACAUGAAAUUGGCAGCCAAGGCGCAACAAGCCGACGAUCAAGCGUCAAGAUGGCACUUAAGGGCCGAAGAGUUGCAGACUAUGUUCAACGAAAACCGGGCGCCUGAAUCACCUACCACCCCAAGGGCUCCUUUGAGUAACGGUCUCGGCCUCACCGCAUCAGAAGACGGCUCACCGUCGGUCUCCAACCUCAGCGAGGAGAUGGCAAGCGCGGCAAUAGAUGACUCCAACAUGAUCAGCGAAGACGAGUUGCAGAGCAUCAUAAGGAUUAUGAAAGAGCACAACAAGGGUGCCACAAAUGCUGAGAAAACGUCCUCGAUUCAAGAACAACAGAAGCUUGCAGCAAAGAUUGAGAACAGCCGAGCCACUACAAAAGCAUUAAGCCAGGUAAUUGACCUUCUUACCCAGCCUCGUGUGUCGUUUGUGGGUGUCAAAGAACUUGAUGGGUCAUCACCCUAUAAACCUGUAUCUCCCCACAUCGAUGAUCUCGCUUCUGUUUAUGGAGUAGCAAGCCAAUCUGCUCGAUCUUCUGUCACAUCACUGUCUGCUGCAUCAAGACGGUCUUCAGCUGCCAGUUUUCACUCGGUUCAAUCUUCUGCCAAAAAUCGAAGGACAUCAGUCUUGCGUGGACUCUUUCGGUCAUUGGAAACAUAA
Messenger RNA from Endocarpon pusillum Z07020, 1866 nucleotides. RefSeq lists its product as uncharacterized. Gene Ontology annotation, molecular function: microtubule binding; dynein light intermediate chain binding. Gene Ontology annotation, biological process: cytoskeleton-dependent intracellular transport; cytoplasmic microtubule organization. Gene Ontology annotation, cellular component: cytoplasm; centrosome. The record is from RefSeq and is a predicted model, not a curated record. The transcript has 3 exons. NCBI's taxonomy places the organism in Eukaryota, Fungi, Ascomycota, Eurotiomycetes, Verrucariales, Verrucariaceae. The coding region runs from base 1 to 1866 and encodes 621 amino acids.